Molecule: messenger RNA, 1107 nt
Organism: Plasmodium coatneyi
Lineage: Eukaryota; Apicomplexa; Aconoidasida; Haemosporida; Plasmodiidae
Exons: 3
Biological process (GO): positive regulation of neutrophil extravasation; homotypic cell-cell adhesion; T cell extravasation
Source: RefSeq, a predicted model, not a curated record
AUGGAAAGAAGAAGGGGAAGAAUAUUACAGGAGGAAGAGGAGAACGAUCCCGUAAAUAAACUACCUUCCAGGAAGUUAUAUAGGGAGUUGGAUGAAAGUACAAGUACAACUUUUUGUGAGCUUGCAAAUGCAGUAAGGAGUACACUGGGGCCUUUUAAUAGUAUAGGGGGAGAAUAUAAGAACGGUAUUUUGCGCGCCUGUUGUGCCACAUCAGAAAUGGGUACGGGGAGUACAACGAAGAGUGAACGUUACAACUUCCUGUACUAUUGGUUAGGUGAUAAAAUAUGGGACAAACUGCAGGAAGGUAGCAAUAGGGAAACAGACUUCACAGGCAUAAUGUUCUCAAUAUGCGAAGACAUAAAGAGUACAUGUGGAAAUCCAGGAUAUCAGAUUCUUUGUGGAAGUGUUAACAGAAACAUAUUCAAUGAGGGAAAAAUAAUAUAUGAUUAUGUUAAGGAUUAUACAGCUCUACAAGGUUAUGUAAGUACUGGGGCAAAUUCCUGUGGUACACCUUAUGAACAAAAUAUAGUUAAAAUUAAGGCAGCAUGUGCAACUGUAAAUGGGAGAUGUCCCCGUAUGCCCACAAAUAGGGACCCAUAUUGCGCCUGGUUUAGGGAGAAUGAGGACAAAUGCAGUGACGAAGAAUUAGGGAAAUUACCGUGCUCCACUCCAAAGAAACCUUCUGCUGGAGAUGACUUCGACUUAGGUGACGCCGUCGUAGAUGGUGGAAGUGACUGUUCACCAUCACCAGAAUCCUGUGUUUCAAAACCCAAACCAAAUCCUAAUCCAAAUCAAGCUGGUAGUAGUGGUUCUUUUUCCGAUGCCGAUUUAGCAGAUGGUGUCUCUGGUGGGGAGGGCAAAGGAGGGAGUGACGGUGGUGGUAGUCACAGAAAAGAAGGGGAAGAGGGUCCUGCUAGCAGCAACGUCACAUCCAUUGCAAUUCCUUCUGCAUUAACUGCAGUAGGACUUCCUGCCUUGGCAUACAUUUUUUACAAGUACAAACCUUUCUUCUUGAGGAAGCAUAACCAUUCUGGAAGAAAUAGAAGAUCCAUUAGGAAGGAAUUUAAUGAGUUUGAUGAUGACGACGACGACGGUUCUUCUACAGAA